UGAGAGGGCUGUUGUUAGGAGGAAGUUUUGAGGAGAUGGGCUGAGAGAGGGUGGAGAGGCAGAGGACGAGCUUUAGCACCGAUUUAAUCUCUGUAAGCGCUUCAGUUCAGCGGCGGGGACAGCUGAGCUCCUCCGCGGGCUGGGGUCUGGGUGUGUGGGGGUGCUGCAGCUCCGUGUAGCCGGACUCGGGCGCGUCUGACUCGGUAUGGCCGCAGAACUCGGUCCGCUGCGGAGUUUCAGGGUCAUGGAUCAGUAAACCGCUGGAGAGCCGCUGGAUGUUGGAGUGAAUGAGGGCGGAGGAUCAGAGCGGAUCAGAGCUGGACUGAGAGAAGUGUGAUGCCCAGGUCCAGCGAUGCCUUACGUGGAUCGGCAGAACCGGAUCUGUGGCUUCCUGGACAUCGAGGAAAAUGAGAACAGUGGCAAGUUCCUGCGCCGCUAUUUUAUACUGGACACGCUGGAGGGCAGCCUGGUCUGGUACAUGGACAACCCUCAGAACCUUCCAGUGGGCACUGCCUGUGUCGGCAGCCUCAAGCUCACAUACAUCUCCAAGGUCAGCGAUGCCACGAAAUUGCGGCCAAAGGCAGAGUUCUGCUUUGUCAUUAACGCUGGAAUGAGGAAGUUCUACCUGCAGGCCAACGACAAGCAGGACCUGGUGGAAUGGAUUGCUGUGUUGAACAACGCCACCAAAAUCACAGUGCCAAAGUCAGGGGAGCACAGUGUGCAGAACCCAGCGGAGGCCUGUGUGGAGGUUUUGGGAGCUAUGAAGCAGGUCUCCUACAAGACAGAAAUAAUUGGAGGAGUGCCCAUCAUCACCCCUACACAGCAGGAGAAGGGGGAGGGGCAGAACGGGGCAGACCGAGGCACCGUGAGAAAACCUCACGGACAGAUGCCCUACUACCUGAGCCGGGCCAACCAGGACCAGUCUGUGGUCAAGGCCGGCUACUGCGUCAAGCAGGGCGCAGUGAUGAAGAACUGGAAGAGGAGAUACUUCAUGCUGGACGAUAAUGCCAUUAGCUAUUUUAAGUCAGACCUGGAUCGAGAGCCUCUGCGUAUGAUUCCACUGAAGGAGAUUAACAAAGUUCAGGAGUGUAAACAAAGUGAGUUGAUGAUGAGGGACAAUCUCUUUGAACUCGUCACUACCUCAAGAACCUUCUACAUUCAGACGGACAGUCCCGAGGACAUGCACAGCUGGAUCAAAGCCAUCUCUGGAGCGAUAGUCGCCCAGCGAGGUCCAGGUCGCUCCGCUGCUACGAUGCGUCAGGCCAGAAGGUUCUCGAACCCCUGUAUUCAGAGGUAUACAUCCCGCAAUGGCGAAUGCAGCACGACCACGGGGAGCGCAACAGCACCUUCUACUACAGCGGACAAGGCCCACCAGUCCCGCGGUCGCCGGUCACCUCCGAGCGCUGUUUCCCAGACCGUCACUCCCCCACGGGUCCUGAGUGUGGCCUGGGACAAGCCGGAGCUGAGUGGCCUGCUUCCCAAUGGUCCAGCGCGGUCUCGUCUCUCGCUGCAGGAGACCCCGCGCCUCCUUUUCAAGUGAGCGACGACAUUAACUCGUCGCCGUGGGAGAGGAGGAAGGAAGCAGACGAUCAACGCAUUAUUUACAAUAGCGACGAUAAAGACGAUGACCUGCAGACGAGUCAGGUCUGACGAACAGUGGCAGUAAUUAAGAUACUAAAGAUACUACAGUGAAUAUUAAAACACAUAUAGAAAUACACUGACACAAGACAAGACACGACAAGACAAGACAAGACUAGGAUUAGGAGACGAGGCACGAGGGGAUGACGAGACAGAGGGGACCAAUAUCGUCAAGAUGACCAAUCUGGAGGAGUCUGGAUGUGCAGUAAAAAUAAUAAAAAAAUAAAAUAAAAUAAAUAAGACAAAGGCCAACCCAGAUAGAAGUGAUGGACUGAGAGGAACUGAGGCAAUUUGCAGAUUUGCUAAAGGAUUAUGGGAUUUGGAGUUGUGUGAGCCGUCCCCUCGUUUAAAACCAGGCUGAUUAACUACCGCACAGAAAAGGCAUUGGAGAAGUGCCAGUCUCGCGAAAAAUACUCUGAUGAAUGAACUCUUGUCUUUUGUAUUGAACACAAACCCAUUACCAGUCCAACCGGAACGGGUUUGUUUUGCAACCGAAGAACCGAUGGCUUAUAUAUUUAGAAUUAAUUGGGUGCUUUUAUCUCUUGUCUUUUCCUUUUUUCUCCUUAUUUCUCUCGGGGUACAAUUAGGUCUUUGUCUCUUGCGAUGAUGUGUCGUUUCCUUUCUUAAGGCAGUGAAUUGAAUAGCAGAGUAAUACCUCUGGUUUCACAUGGAUAAUUUCAUCCUGUUCUUUUGUAUGUUUCAACAAAGCUCGAUUAAGUUAGAGGGUUUUUUUGGGGGGGGGGGGGUUCGGAGUAAACAAAACUGAAGACAAGACGCUGCCACUACGUGUAAAAUAAGGCAAAAUUGUUUUUUAAAAACAAAAGAAACAAAAUCAUAUGUAAUUGUUGAUAUGUUAAAUCUGAUCUGUCAAACUCUGCUUAAAACCGUCUGUAAUAAGAACUCAUUUUAUUUUA
Messenger RNA from Astyanax mexicanus (Mexican tetra), 2552 nucleotides. RefSeq names its product pleckstrin homology domain containing, family A (phosphoinositide binding specific) member 1b (gene plekha1b). The coding region runs from base 353 to 1540 and encodes 395 amino acids. The transcript has 13 exons. The record is from RefSeq and is a predicted model, not a curated record. Gene Ontology annotation, molecular function: PDZ domain binding. Lineage: Eukaryota; Metazoa; Chordata; Actinopteri; Characiformes; Acestrorhamphidae. Gene Ontology annotation, cellular component: cytoplasm; membrane.